UAAGUGUGAUAUAUCAUCAAUAACUCAUAGUAAAUUUUGCACGUUGUGUUACAGAAAUUAACAAAGAUACAAAAAUGGUUGAUUAGGUGCAAAAUGAGAAAGAAAAGAAAGAUAGUAUUCCUAUGCCUGAUUUUGGUAUGGUUUUGUGGAACUAUUUAUAUCUUCUGGGACAGUCUGCUGGGAAAGCCAGGAACCACACAUACAAAGUAUGAUAUAAAGACUCUAGGUUUAAAGAGAUAUAUCAAUAGUUAUAAUGAAGAAGAUGUACAGGAACCAGUUAGAAGACAUGGUUUUAAUAUACUAGUCAGUAAUAAAAUACCACCAGAUAGAACAAUACCUGAUGCUAGAAGUCCAAAGUGUUUAUCACAUUUUUCUGGCAUUCCGCAAUUUUUACCAACCACAAGUAUUAUUAUAGUCUUUUAUAAUGAAGCUAGAUCGGCAUUACUUAGAACUAUAGUCAGUAUAUUAAAAAGAACUCCAGAAUUUUUAUUAGAAGAAAUUUUAUUAAUAGAUGAUUUUAGUGAAAAUAUUGAAGAUGGUAGUGCAUUAGUCAAUCUACCAAAAAUCAAACUAGUCAGAAACCAAAAUAGAGAGGGUUUAAUCCGAUCUCGUGUUAAAGGAGCUAAGCUAGCUAAAGGUAGAAUCCUAACUUUCUUAGAUAGUCAUUGUGAAGUAAAUAUAGGCUGGUUACCACCUUUAAUACAACGUUUAUCUCAGGAACCAAGAUCUGUUGUUACUCCUGUCAUUGAUCCUAUAGAUAAAGAUUCUUUUGAUUAUGAAAAAUUGACAGAAAUUCUGCGAGGAGGUUUUGAUUGGAGUUUAAAUUUUCGAUGGGAAGAACAACCCAUUGAUAUCAGGAAAAAAGAUGAAAUACAACCAGUCAGGACGCCUGUGAUGUCAGGAAGCGCUUUUAGUGUUCAAAAAGAUUAUUUUAUGAGUAUGGGAAGUUUAGAUACAAAAAUGGAUAUCUGGGGUGGGGAAAAUUUUGAGUUAUCAUUUAGAAUAUGGAUGUGUGGUGGUUCUAUUAAUAUUAUACCAUGUAGUAGAGUGGGACAUAUUCUACGUAAAAAACAUCCUUAUAGAUUUCCUGAUGGUAAUGUUAAUACUUAUCUUAGAAAUACUCGUCGUGUAGCUGAAAUGUGGAUGGAUGAAUACAAGAGAUUUUUCUAUGCUGCCAGACCGUCAUCUAGAAUGCAGACAUAUGGAGAUUUAUCAGAACGAAGAAAUUUAAGAAUUAAGUUAAAAUGUCAGAAUUUCCGUUGGUAUUUAGAACAUAUUUAUCCUCAAUUACAGUUACCAGUAAGUGAUGAGUUAGCCUAUGGUCACGUCAAACAAGGUGAUUACUGUCUUGACCUUGACCCUGGACAACUUCCUGUCAUUACUAAAAUUAGAUUAUGUAGUGAAAGUAAAGAAGCCCAGGACUGGUCAUGGAGGCGUAAAGGUAUUAUAGUUAGUAAUGGUAUGUGUUUAACAUCUGAUCCCCUAGUAACACAUCUCUAUGUUGUGGUACAGUUCUGUAACUAUGGUGAUAAUCAGAGAUGGUACCGUCAUGAGAAGCAGAUAGUACAUGAAUCUAGUGGAAUGUGUAUUGAUAGCUAUAUGGCUAAUAAAGGGCUUGUUUUAGCUGAUUGUGAUAAUUCUUUAGAUUCUCAACACUGGCAGUUAUCAGUUGAAAAUUCGGCCAGUUUAGAAAAAGAUUACUUAGAUAAUACUUAAAAUGAAAACAGGACAAGAUGGAGCCUCUGUGUGAACAAAAUUGUUUUUUUACGUUCAUCUGAACAAAGGGACAUCUCUGUGUGAACAAUUUAUUUUAAACAUCAUCUGAACAAAGAAUAUAAGAAAAGUACAU
Messenger RNA from Lottia gigantea (owl limpet), 1849 nucleotides. RefSeq lists its product as hypothetical. The record is from RefSeq and is a predicted model, not a curated record. Gene Ontology annotation, cellular component: Golgi apparatus. The transcript has 15 exons. The coding region runs from base 94 to 1716 and encodes 540 amino acids. NCBI's taxonomy places the organism in Eukaryota, Metazoa, Mollusca, Gastropoda, Lottiidae.